AAAACAAGUGCGAAGGGUCCUACUUUGCGAUGUUCUACACAUCUUCUUGUAGGAGAAACGUUUCACCAUCUUCACAUAGGAAAGGCGCACCACCAUCGGUCUACUCUCAAUGAAUGCAAUUCUUCUUCUGCACUAUUGCGUCUCCUGCCCGAGACUGAGAGCAGCAUACUUAGGCUGUCUCGGUAACUCGGUUCCAUCGUGACAUAAUCGGUCUUGUUGUCAGCCUAAAAAAAUCGGUCUUCUGGUUGUCACCUGGCUGUCUAAAUCCGAUAAUCGGUUCCCUUCGUCUUGCUCUUGUUGUUAUCGGUAUGAUUGAUUCUCGUCAACUACGUUACCCCAACCACCUGCUCCUCUCUUCGGUCCCCUAAGGAUUUUGAUUGGAGUUAUUGAUUCGCUAUGUCACAUGAAAAUGAAUAGUUCCGCAUCAAACACCAACGUCACUUGAGCCACAACAUGUCUUGAUCCACCAGCUCUAGGUCGUUUUUUUGGCUCUCCAGUCCGAAAUAGAAGGAGUCCCUAGACGAGAAAAAUGACGACCUGUAUCUUCGUAAAUGGUCUGAUUGACCACGUCUUGCGGAAUCCGAUUCACUACCCGGGACCGCAUAAUCAGUACUUCUAGAAACACAUUUUAUCUAAUUGGCAUUGGCUUCUUCCUUUUCAUAAGGUUGGGGCUUCGGCUUAGGUCCAGCGGCGCUCAAAGCACUCAAAUAAAACAGCCGGUUAGUUUUUACCUCUAGAAACUUAGCGCUUCCAACAGCGACUUUAUCUAAAACCACGAGCAGCACGAUCACGGCGUAUUAUACUCAUGAUCCCUCUUCUUGUCAGGUGUUCUUCACGUAGAAAUUAGCUAACACCUAUGUGACACCCACGAACACGUCUCUUGGCAAAAAAACCUCUCUUCAGCAAAAGCAUCCGCACGACUCGCGGACUGCCGCAGUUGGAGCCAUGGCGUCAGCUCGAAUUGAUCUGGGAAGGUGUGGGACGUUUUGUCAAGAUGACCAUUGAAAAAGGACAGUCGGUCUACAUCUCGAAGUUUGGCACUAUCUCUUUCCGAUCCACGUUGAAGGACGCGCAGACGAGACACUCACGCAGACUCAUCUUGGAUCCUUAUUUUCAGGUACCGUGUUGCUAUCUCUUCACCUACUUUAUCUUUGAGAGAUUUCCAUAUCCAUGAUCCUCGACGGACGUAGAUGAAGUUCUUCUAGUGCAAUAGUGAAGUAGAUUUUAAACAAAAUGACUGCAAGAACGAAUUUCUUGAAACAAAAUCCAGUAAAGGUUAGUGAUUCCUUUCUACUAAUUCUAAUACUACAACUAGGAGGCUUCCGGAUUAUGAUGCUUAAGGCUAUUUUUUAAGUAGAUUCUCUCUUUCUCUUCUCUCUCUGCUCCAUUAACUAAACCCUCUGGCACUUGUCUCACGCUUAAUCCGUUAUGAAAACAAAAUCCACUACGACUACAUCAAUUCACCAAACUACACAUCCAGCCUUGCGACGAGAUGAAGGAACACCUCACGAAAAAGCCAAUCAAGGUUGUCACCGAAAAAGGCGCGCCGCCACUUGGUGUGUACGAUAUUCCUGCAAGAUUGUGCUAUCUCAAUGAGAAACCGAUUGCGGCUGUUUGCUACCUGCCUCUCUCAGUUGUCCACAGUGGCAUCCGCAAUAUGUUUCAGGCUAUCUUGGACCUCACCGCUAGAGGAUACCCGUUGAAACUCGAGAUGAAGGAUGUGUGCGAGGUACUCCUGUCAAUUGGAAUGUAGUCACAAUUCUUGAAUAAUCCCUAUGUGACUUCUUGUUCUCCCCAAACAACGACAACCACGCAUCAAAAUUCAGAUCUGUAUCGAAGACAGAGAUUUCAGUUACGAGUUUUCUCCGUUGGUGUAUUCUGCUGCAGCGUUGCACGGAGACAAAUUUUUGGGCAAAAUCCAUGAACCGCGCAAAACUUUGCAACAGUUAUGAUUGGAGCUUUGAUCAUUGCGAUUGUGACUGCUACAAGAUUGUGCAGUGGUUGUUACUAGAAAGAACUAUCUUUUACGUAUCUCUAAAUCUAUCCGUAUCACUGACCAAAUUGAAGAGCUCCUUGAGACCGGAUUCGCGCGAAGUGUUGCGGAAGCGCGCCUACACGACACUGCUCCGAGACUACAGUGGCGACCUCAACACCAUCAGUGGCAUUCGCGCGCAGGCACCGAGGGAUCCCUUGUAAGUCUAACUGACUCGUGGAUGGAAGGAGUAAAGAAGGAGAGGGAACUACUUGAGGCAGGAGAAGUUGUAUCCGGACUAUGGCUAAGACUGACUAUCUAUCGAUUACAAUAACAAAUAUCAUGAACAGCAUUGAAUUACUUACAAAUCUAUUCUAACAGUCCAUAUUAGAACAUUAUAUUGGCAAUAUUUUGACAAGCUAAGACUACUUCUUCAGGAGAUUACAUUCCUAUUAUUCACCAGUCUCUUUGAGAGCGCACCCAAUAGCAAUAUUGGGGGCUUGAAAUUCGUUGAUUAAAAUUUUCUUUUAUACAUGGACCCGACUGGUCCGAUUUUGUGAAGACACUGAUAUGUAUUGCAGCAUAACGAUAAAACGCGGAAUCUACUAACUAAUUCCAACAUUAAUAUAUCUACAUCUUCAACAUAUCUACAUCUUCUAACAUCGCGUAUACAUUAACGCAUACUAUGAGCUUGGCAUGACUUUGACUAAUAUUGAUCACGAAAAAGGACUAGCUCGAAACUAUCUACUACGCUUACGCAUAUUAUUCUCCCGCAUAAUAUCUAUGAACAGCAAAAAGCAUACAGUUGACGACAUGAUUUGAAUGCAGUGAUCCGUACUAUGAUGGAAUUGAAUGUUGACUACAAACUAGAUUGCGAAUAUUAACUUGAACAGGAAAGCGAUUUCACAGGACGUAAUUGAGCUGGUUGUACAGAUACGAACUACUACCCAGCAUCCAUGAUAAAGAGAACGUACUAGUACAACUGUAG
This is a messenger RNA of Amoebophrya sp. A25, 2960 nucleotides long. The record is from the annotation of a GenBank genome assembly. Lineage: Eukaryota; Dinophyceae; Syndiniales; Amoebophryaceae.